AUGAAAGGAUAUGAAUUUUUAAGACUGAUAUAAGAGAUUGGAGUUAUACUUAAUUUAUCAACUCCAACAAUCAGUCAUGUGAUUACUAUUUAUAAAAGGUAUAAGAUAAUAAUAAUAAUAAUGAUUAGAUUCACAUUAAGUAAUAAAAGACAAUUUAAAAAAGAAAUGGUUAUUACAGCAUGUUUCUAUUUAGUAAGUAAGAUAGUUGAAGAUAUGAAAAGAAUUAGAGAUAUAUUAGUUAGUAAGUAAUUCAUAUUAAAAAGUAAGUAAUUUGUGUUGUUAAUAAAAUGUAUACAUUGGCAAAUUAAGAGAGAAAAUAGAAAUUAUAAGCUAAUAAUUAGGUUGAUUAUGAUGAAGAUCCUAUUAAAUAUUUAGGCAUAGAAUAAUAUGAGAAUUACAAUAUUGAAUAUUUUGAUAAAUUUGUACCAUUAUUUAAUAAUGAAUAAUAUGCAGAAUGGAAAAGAGAAGUAUUAGAAGCAGAAUAGCAUAUUUUAAGAAUAAUAAAUUAUGAUUUAAAAAAUGAGACAUUAGAUAGCUAUUAAUUAUUAUUGAAUUAUUUAAAGGUAUAUAUUAAUAAGUCUACUUUUUUUUUAGAUCUUUCAAUUUGAAUAAGGA
Molecule: messenger RNA, 615 nt
Organism: Paramecium primaurelia
Lineage: Eukaryota; Ciliophora; Oligohymenophorea; Peniculida; Parameciidae
Source: the annotation of a GenBank genome assembly